AUGUCCGACACUCCUGAACUAUAUGUUGGUUACAAUGCUUUGGUUUCCUAUUUACGAAAGCAUAAAAACAAGUCGUACUGCAAUUUCCUUAAACUUAAUCGGGAUGUUAUAGUUGUUUCUUUAUCUUCAAGUUUUAACUCUCUGGACCUCGACAAUUCUUGGGUUCGACGGUUCUUGGAAGAAGCAGAAAAGAUGCUGAGUGAAAAAGAAUUUACUGAUCUGAAAAAAAAGGUAAAAUCGGAACGACAACGGAUGACAUCGUACUGGGAAGGAAUUAUUGAGGAAUGUGGAAAGGCGAUUUCUAAAAAAGUUCAUAAUCUAAGAAAAAGAAACAAUGUAGAUUAUAAUGAAACUCGGAUGGCUAAAAAGGUUAUAAUGAAUGUGAGAAGUCAAUCCACUCAGUCUGCCCGAUCUGCAAGUGAAGAAGUGGUCAUCGAUAAUAACGAAGCCGAAUCUGGUCGAGUUGUCGAGAAAGUGAUUUAUGAAUAUGCAAGAGAACUGAAGUAUGAAUCUUACUUACAUUCAUUUAUAAUUAGCGAUAUUGACAAAGAAGCAAGGUCAUUGUUUCGAAAUGAGGAGUGGGAAGAAAUUUUUUCUUCAGCCUGCAAAAUAAUGCCAAAAAUCGACAAAUCAAUCAUUGACCUAAUGAUAAAAUACUCGACAACCGGGAUAUCUCUAUUUCGAGAUAUCAUCUUCGAACCGUUUAUAGGCGCCUCAUAUUCAAAACAAUAUUUUGAUUUGAAUUAUGUCAAUCUCGCAUACCGUGCUAUGCACAUUCUCUGGGAAAAAGAGCACGAUUUUAUACUAGAUCAAUCAAGACUAGAAGGCUGGUACGAACAUAAUAUAUGGAGCCAUCUUAUCGAUCCUGUGUUUCACGAUUUAGAAAUUGAGUUGGUACGUGGAGAGGGCAUGAGUUUAUCUUCCAGUGAUCGAAAGAAUGAUGAAGAUCAGAAUAGUGAAGACCGAAAGAAGAUUGGGAGAAAAGGGGAUGGUAUUUUUAGGAUGGAUAGCUUAAAACUAAGUAGGAUGCUCCGAGACAUGCUAGUUAAGCUUAUAAUGGCAUUAAAAGGAAAUGAACAAGAAAUGAGGCAGUUACAGACCGUUGGAAUUCUACAUAGUGCCAAUCGAUUCCAGCUACUUAUCAUGGACAUUCCCAAGGGUUAUAUCUGUAGGACAAAACGCCUUGACUUUCAUGAAGUAGCUGGCCGAAUAAAUGAUCCACCAUUAGCAUUCGUAAUAAAGGACAUAUUAAGAGCCAAGGCAAUCAUUACACGGACAUUGGAGUUGGUGAAACAAGGAAAGUCACCUAAUCUCGAUAGUCUUUAUGACUCUGAUGAUGAUAAUGUAGUUGAAAGAUCGACGCGAUGCACAACUCCUCCAACGGUUACUAACUUGCCCAAAACUCAUAAAACUCCAACAACAAAGCGCACUAAAGAUGUAAUUAAUGAAAAAGAAAGUAAUAAUCUACGAGAUGAUAUCCCGGGAGUUAUAACCAUUGAGAAUCUCCAAGCUAUUUUUUCAGGGAAUUUAUUCCUAUAUAUAAUUUUUGCUGGAGUAUUCAUCUAUUUAUGCAAACAACAGACCGAGAGAAAUAAUAAUCUUGAUAGGACAAUCCUGGUGCUAAAUAACGAACUCCAAAAAAUGCGUACUGAGAAUGAAUGGAGGAAUGACGCCGUUUCACAAG
This is a messenger RNA of Funneliformis geosporum, 1684 nucleotides long. The record is from the annotation of a GenBank genome assembly. Lineage: Eukaryota; Fungi; Glomeromycota; Glomeromycetes; Glomerales; Glomeraceae.